UGAAACACUUCUUAUUCUGGGAGGAGAGACUGCAGCGAAGAAUGUUCCUGCCCUUUCUUUCUGGUUGUCAGUAUAAGGGAAGUACAAUUGGUUGGGAUGAAGGAGAAGAUGAUGGUGAUAUGUGCGGAAGUGCCUUGAUUCCAGGAGGCUAGGUCAAUUGGACAGAUGGCCAGAGAUUUUCUUGAGGAGACUGCCUGCCUCACAUCUGGAGCCUCAACACCAGCUCCAGGGCUGAGAGGGUACAGCUGCUUCACCUCUGCUCCUGAGCAGACACCGGUGCCACCACGGCCAUACCAAGGUGUCCGUGUGAAGGAGCCAGUGAAAGAAUUGCUGAGGAGGAAGCGUGGCCUCGCCAGUAGUGGACUCACAGUGGCCGCAACCACGGUGGUGUUGCCCCAUCAACCCCUUGCAACCUAUGCCACAAUGGGGCCAUCCUGCCUGGACAUGGAAGUCCCUACAUCCACGGUGACAGAAGAAGGGGCCCUUUGCACUGGUUGGCUCUCCCAGCCUGCUCCUGCCACUCUGCAGCCUCUGACGCCAUGGACACCCUACCCUGAGUACAUGCCACAUGAAGGUGUCAGUUGCCCUUACUCUACUGAUAUGUAUGUUCAGCCUGUGUGCCCCAGCUACACCGUGGUUGGACCCUCAUCAGUGCUGACGUAUGCCUCCCAGCCACUCAUCACAAACUUCACGACUAGGAAUGCCACGCCAACAAAUGGGCCUCAGCUGGAUGGUACGGAGCACCAGGCACCUCUGACUUACUUCUCAUGGCCUCAGCCCAUUUCAGCUCUGCCCAGUUCUACCCUGCAGUACCAGUCCCCAGCUCCUUCACUGCCUGGGCCACAGUUUCUACCCCUUCCCAUCUCCAUCCCGGAGCCAGCCCCUCAGGACCUAGAAGAUACAAGAAGGGCAAUCAAUACAAUGCCCAUAGAAAAACUGCUCCUGGAAGAAGAAGAAAGUGAUACAUAUGGGAUGAACCAUACUCUGUCUGUGGAAGGGUUUUAA
This is a messenger RNA of Gracilinanus agilis (Agile Gracile Mouse Opossum), 1005 nucleotides long. It is a transcript of the gene POU2AF1, whose product is annotated as POU class 2 homeobox associating factor 1. Gene Ontology annotation, molecular function: DNA binding; transcription coactivator activity; POU domain binding. Lineage: Eukaryota; Metazoa; Chordata; Mammalia; Didelphimorphia; Didelphidae. The transcript has 5 exons. The record is from RefSeq and is a predicted model, not a curated record. Gene Ontology annotation, biological process: positive regulation of transcription by RNA polymerase II. Bases 166 to 1005 code for a protein of 279 amino acids. Gene Ontology annotation, cellular component: RNA polymerase II transcription regulator complex.